AUGGUAAUAGGAAGCCUUAGUGAAAAGAUUGAUAGAUGUGUCAUUAAAGCUCCAGUUUCUCUGGUUACAAACCAACUGUCUGAGAGGCUUGGAAAGUUCAAAGAUAAAAGGCUUGCCACAUGGUCAGUAGAGGACACACAGGAAUGGCUUCUUCACACUGGAGUCAAAGAGUUUUACAGACAGUCUUUUGCAGAACUUAUGAUGGAUGGAUUUCUGAUGUCAUCCCUGACAGAUAAAGAUCUGUCUCAGUUCUUAGGUGUUGACAGCCAAGGUGCAAGAAGAACAAUUCUGCACCAAAUAGUAAUUCUUCAAGAAAGAGAGAAAAAGCUUCCUGACAGCUGGCACCUGCAAGCAAAGUCUGCACGCCCUCGGACAGGCACUGUCUACUUAAUUUAUGACCCUGCUGAUACAAACUUGGCAAAAACCCUGAGUACUGAGCUACAGAAGAACAAACUGCUGGUAUUAUACAGCGAAUAUUCAGGCCAAUCCAAAGAAGAGUUUCUUAGGGAAAAUGGACCUCAUAUGUCUUUAGCAACUAAGGUGGUGCUGGUGUUGACAGAAGCAGCAGCUGGGUCUCCCAUUGUAUAUCUUCAAGUUCUCUUCUCUGAGUGGUUGGGGAAAGCAAUGAUAACAGCAGUCUUCAGGAACUCUUGGGACAGACUCCGUCCAAGCCUUCAAGUAAUUCUUGGUGAUAAGUCAGCUGUGGAUUUUGAGAGACAGCUGUUUCAAGAUGCACUUCCUAUCCUGCAAGACCUACUUCGACCUCGCAGAAUGAUGCCUGGAGUUAUAUUAGAGCAAGCAUACAUUGACAGAAUAGCGGAGGGAGUAAAGCCACUGCAAAACCUUGCUUCAUCAUCUGCAGAUGUAGUUUACUGGCCAAUUGACAAUGAAGAAAUCCAGCCCAAGAUAUUCAUCAGUUACCAAUGGGAUGUUCAGACAAAGGAAAGCAAACAUGUGUAUAUUCACAGCAAUGAAGCAGAAUCCAUUGUUCUCUAA
This is a messenger RNA of Polyodon spathula (Mississippi paddlefish), 996 nucleotides long. RefSeq lists its product as uncharacterized. The coding region runs from base 1 to 996 and encodes 331 amino acids. The transcript is spliced from 7 exons. Lineage: Eukaryota; Metazoa; Chordata; Actinopteri; Acipenseriformes; Polyodontidae. The record is from RefSeq and is a predicted model, not a curated record. Gene Ontology annotation, molecular function: protein binding.